Molecule: messenger RNA, 1278 nt
Organism: Rhodamnia argentea
Lineage: Eukaryota; Viridiplantae; Streptophyta; Magnoliopsida; Myrtales; Myrtaceae
Product: syntaxin-71-like
Exons: 9
Coding region: 267-1061 (264 amino acids)
Biological process (GO): intracellular protein transport; vesicle fusion
Cellular component (GO): membrane; endomembrane system; SNARE complex
Molecular function (GO): SNAP receptor activity; SNARE binding
Source: RefSeq, a predicted model, not a curated record
CUUGAAAUGAUAAAUUUGGGGUUGAUGGAAGUGAAACGACCGCCUUGUGAACAAACGGUUAGGAGCUGAACCCGCCAUGAAAAGCGACGGUAGGUCUCUCCUUCCGUCCACAGCCCGCUCUUCGCGGUGGACCCCUCGUCUCGCCACCCAGGAAACGCCAUUGUCCCGUCGCGAGCUUUCCACAGGUCGCCCCCCUUGAGCUUGCGUCUUCUAUCCUCCAUUCGCGUGGAGAAAGCUUAGGGAAGAAGAAGAAGAAGAAGAAGAAGAUGAGCGUCAUUGACAUCCGGUUCAGGGUCGACGCCAUUUGCAAGAGGUACGACAAGUAUGAUAUCGAGAAGCAGCAGAAUGCCUACGGCGACGACGCCUUCGCCCGCCUCUACUCCGCGGUCGAGUCCGACCUCGAUGCCGCCCUCGAGAAAUCUGAGAGGGCCGUGGUGGAGACAAACAGGGCUUCCUCGGCGGCUCUGAACGCCGAGAUCCGGAGGACGAAGGCCCGGUUGAUGGAGGAAAUAGCUAAGCUGCACAAGUUGGCUCAAAAGAAGGUUAAAGGGCUGUCUAAAGAUGACCUGCUGACUCGGAAUGAUCUGGUUCUUGCACUACAAGAAAGAGUUCAAUCCAUACCUGAUGGGACAAUUGCACCACGCAAACAAUCUGGAGGAUGGUCUGCUUCGACAUCUCAUGAGAACAACAUCAAGUUUGACUCUUCAGAUGGACAUUUGAAUGAUGGUUUCUUCCAACAAAGUGAAGAAUCAAGCCAAUUUAGGCGAGAAUUUGAAAUGCGGAAGAUGAAACAGGAUGAAGGUCUUGAUGUGAUAUCAGAAGGAUUAGAUACACUGAAGAAUCUGGCCCAUGAUAUGAAUGAGGAGUUGGAUAGACAAGUUCCUUUAGUGGAUGAGAUCGAUACUAAGGUGGACAGAGCAACAUCCGACCUUAAAAAUACAAAUGUCAGACUUAAGGAGACUCUGUUCAAGAUAAGAUCCAGCCGAAACUUCUUCAUCGACAUUAUUCUCCUUUGCGUUAUCCUGGGCAUUGUUUCGUAUUUAUAUAAUGUACUGAGCUAAUUUCAGAUGAGGACAAGAAUAGCAGAUUGUUUGAUCUCAUGAUGUAAGGUAAUAUAUGCUCAUGAGGACAAGCUUACUAAUAGAGUGGUUUAUUUGUCACGGAAGACCAUACGCCGCCAUAUUGUUUCCGUAUUUAACAUCUGGGUUUACCAAAUACAGGACCUCACUUUUCAUGCAACAGACCUCUGAUAUGAAAGAGUGAUUCUGAUUUUUAUCA